Messenger RNA from Penicilliopsis zonata CBS 506.65, 1849 nucleotides. RefSeq lists its product as hypothetical. Gene Ontology annotation, cellular component: vacuolar membrane. Bases 57 to 1841 code for a protein of 594 amino acids. NCBI's taxonomy places the organism in Eukaryota, Fungi, Ascomycota, Eurotiomycetes, Eurotiales, Aspergillaceae. The transcript has 3 exons. Gene Ontology annotation, biological process: amino acid transmembrane transport. The record is from RefSeq and is a predicted model, not a curated record. Gene Ontology annotation, molecular function: amino acid transmembrane transporter activity.
CUCUCUUUCCCCUGUACUCCAUAAAGAUCCCCGAUAACGCACUCUUUAUCGCUGUCAUGGAGAAAUCCUCCCAAGCCGAGGGCCAGACCCCUCCUGCCUACGAGACUGACCCCCAGAGCCCGCCCUUCACGUACAUCAAGCCCCAGGCGCGUCUCCCCCACGACGCCAGCAUCGCCUUCGAGGAGUACCACUACUACGCCGCCCAGACACGCGAGGAGGAGCUCGCCCACGAGUCCCCCCAGCUCAACUGGCGCGAGCUGUUCAGCCGCAAGACGCACGCCGACGCCGAUGCGGCCGACCAGAACGUGGCGGAUCCGCAUCUGACCGAGAAGGACUUUGCCAAUGUCGAGAACCGGCUGCACAUCUCGGACGAGGAGUGGGCGAAUGCUUCGCGUGCCUUUCGCAGUGCUUCCUGGGGGGCUUGCUUCUAUCUCAUCACCACCGAUAUUCUGGGCCCGUACGGCGCCGGAUACGCCAUGGGCACGCUGGGCUGGGGCCCCGGCAUCGCGCUGUACACCGUCUUUGGCUUCAUGGCCGGAUACUCGGGAUACCUGGUGUGGCGCGUCUUCCUGGGCACCGACAGCUACCAGUUCCCCGUCAAGAACUACGGCGACCUGGCGUUCCGCACCUGGGGGUCGUCGGCGCGCUACAUCACCAACAUCUGCCAGGCGCUGGGCCUGCUGCUCAUCACCGGGCAGGUCACCAUCCAGUACGGCGAGAACAUCUCGCAGAUGUCGCGCUUCAAGCUGUGCUACGCCGUGUGCCCCGUCAUCUUCGCCGUCGCGGGCUUCUUCAUCACCCAGAUCCGCACGCUGCGCGCCUACGGCUGGGUGGCCAACGCCGCCGUCUGGCUGAACCUGCUGGUCAUCUUCAUCACCAUGGGCGUCAUCGCGCACUCGCCGCCCAACUACGCCAUCGCCACGCUGGGCUCCGCCGGCACCCUCGUCGACCCGGCCAGCAUCACGCAGCUGGCCGACGGCAGCUGGCCGCCCAUCAUCCACUACACCGGCAUGCCGCCCAACUCGCUCGUGGGCUCCAUCAACGGCCUGCUCUCCGCCGUGCUGGCCUACGCCGGCGUGCAGCUGUUUGUCGAGUUCCUCGCCGAGAUGAAACGCCCGCGCGACUUCAUCAAGGCCAUGUGGGGGGCCCAGUUCUUCAUCUACGCCGUCUACCUCAUCUACGGCUGCUUCGUCUACUACUACCAGGGCCAGUACAGCUUCAACCCCAGCUACAUGGGCGUCAGCAUCUACGGCUGGCAGACCACCGGCAACAUGAUCACCCUCAUCGCCGCCCUCAUCGCCGGCGGCCUCUACGGCAACAUCGGCAUCAAGGUCCUCUACAACAACAUCCUGCUCGAUCUCUGCAAGGCUCCGCCCCUCACCACCCGCACCGGCAAGAUCCUCUACGCCGUCCUCGUCCCCAUCUGGUGGAUCAUCGCCUUUGUUAUCGCCGCCGCCAUCCCAGACUACCUCGGUUUUGUCUCCGUCAUUGCCGCCUCCAUGCUCCUCAACCUGACCUAUACCUUUCCCCCGCUCUUCGCCCUCGGCUACGAUAUCCAGCGCAACGCCAUCCGCCCCGACCAGGGCGAGGGCUUCGAUCCUGCCACCGGCCGCGUCACCCGGCGCAAUUCCUCUUCCACACUCUCCCGUCUGCUGCGUGGCUUCUGCAGCGGGGGAGCCGCCCAGGUCGCCAUCAAUGUCUGCCAUGUCUUGUACUUUUUGGCUUCUCUUGCCAUGUGUGGCUUGGGAAUGUACGCCGCUGUUGAUGGCAUGAUUGUUGCGUUUGAAAUCCCCGAGUUGAACUCCUUCUCCUGUGUCUCGCCUUUGAAUCUGAAUGCUUAGAAAGUAGU